AUGCUGUUUUUCUUUCUGCUACCCGUUGAGGCACUGAUCCGCACCAUUGCGAACAACCGGCCCCUUGUUCAAUUCAAGCAGCUUGCCGAGCGCACCGUAGUUCUGAUGGAAAUCACUCUGAUGUAUCGUUCCAAUGAGUUUGUUCCCUGGCAGAAGCUCGAUUCAACCACACCCAUAAAAUCGGACCUGCUGAUCACCUGCUCGCCGGACCGUGACUGGACAACAAUGAACAAGAAUCCGCAGUUUGUUGCUGAAUAUACGGGUACAGGCACCAAGCCGACAUUCUUCUUUACGUCGCAGGUCAACACGAUGCAUCGCUUUGCCCUGAUGUUGCCCACCCCGAAUGUAGGGAUGUAUGGGGCUGAGAUGAAGUUGUAUGAGGGACGGGCCAAGAAUCCGAAUGUAAUAUCACAGACGGACAGCACGCUCCGUGAGCUAGAACGGCAGAUACGGUAUGCGAUAGGAGCGUGCCAAGAAAUUGAAAACGUGCUGCGAAUGGAUUUGAUGGAUGAGAGUGAGUACGACACCAUUAUGUCAUCGACCGCCAGGCUUAUACUGGGCAGUAUUCUGUUCAAGAUAGUGGUGGUUAUGGUUACUUUCAUUUACUUCAACAAAAAGCUGAAGCAGUUCUAUGUGACCAAGAAGAUCGCGAUGAAGUAAAACGUUUAUGUUC
Vavraia culicis subsp. floridensis is the source of this 673-nucleotide messenger RNA. RefSeq lists its product as uncharacterized. The transcript has a single exon. NCBI's taxonomy places the organism in Eukaryota, Fungi, Microsporidia, Pleistophoridae. The record is from RefSeq and is a predicted model, not a curated record. Bases 1 to 660 code for a protein of 219 amino acids.